CUGCUUAAGCCUAUCCCCACCCCGGCCAGCUGAUCUGCAUUCUGCAUUCCCUCUCCUGUAAAUGAAGAAACUGUGAAAAGACUGACACUUUUCUGAAGCUGACGCUUGGCAUUUUGGAAAAAUGAUUCCGCACAACUUCAACAACCAGGGGGGAGGGGGAAGGGGGAGGGGAAGGGGACAACCGAAUCAAGGUAUCAAUUGGGACACUGUUGCUACAGUUGCUGCCGGUGCUGCCGCUUUGGGUGGGACCAUCUAUUUGGCAAACAGAUAUUUUAAUAGUGGAGAGAAUGAGCCCCAAACCACUUCAGCGUCUACUGCACAAGCAGAGCGGCCAAGUUCAAGUUCAAACUUCGGGUUUUUGGAUCCUCGCAGACUACUGUUUUGGGAAAAUGUGGAACAACUGCAAAACGAGGAGGUGGCUUGCAUCAAGCAGACACUUGCUGCUGGUGGGCAGAUGGAAUCUGGUGCUCAACUUGCUCAACCUGAAAGCCUGGUUAGAAAAUUUAGACAUCCAUACAACAAAUUUGAUGAAUGGUUUGAGAAUUUGUUAAAAGACUCACUGAAAAUUGACAGACAUGACAAAAUCAUUUACGAAGCAACCUUCAAGGAACUUUUAGAUACCCUCAUACCUGCUAUGAAAAGAGCUGACCCCCUAUUCAACUUUCUAUACAGGGAACACAGACCAGCAGGAAGUACAUGGGAAAAUCUUCGAAUAUGUAAUCAAGAUGAAUUUGAUGUGAAUGUACUGCUUUUUCCCCCUGAUGUCCAAGCGGAUGUGAAGGUGGUUGACCUCAAUAGUGGGCAUAUCGGAGUGGUUUUACCACGAGGGUUCACAGCAGUUAAGACAGCUUCGGUGGUCAAAAAAUGUAAAGUUGAGAACGAUUUAACAGCAGAGCGGCAGGUUUCGCACAUUACUAAAAAACUAAAACAAUGGUUAGAUGUUGAUGGUUUUAUUAUGCGAUCAGAAGUACUUAAGUGGAUGACAAGUGUAGUUGAUACUGCUUUAAAUGAAAUUGAGAACAAGCAAUGGGAAAAUUUGAGGAGAGUUGCACGUUCGUGGUCAGGGCCUGCAAUUACUAUCAAUGUUACUAUGAACAAUGGUAAAACAUUGUCAGUAGAUCUUGUCCCAGCACUUGAAUUUUCUCUCAAACUUCUCCCUGAAAAAAUACGAGCUACAGUUAAUAAACACCCAUCUAAGGGUGGAGUAGAACGAAAGUGGUAUGCUAUUCCUAAAGGAUCAAAAAAUUCCUCUGAUGAAGAGUGGCGCACAAGUCUGUAUGAAAUAGAGAGGGACUUAAUGAGUGGAAAGACUCAUGUGAAACCAUCCAUAAGGAUUAUGAAGAAAUUACGUGAUACAAUGGAAUGGAAAGGACUCUCCAGCUAUUACAUAAAGACCAUGUUUAUGUGGAUGAUGCAAUCCUGUGAUCUGGAAGGCAAGGGUCUUGGUCAGAUGAUAAUGAAAGCAUUAGAAAUUUUAGAAGAGCACAUGAGGGAAGGCAGGAUCAAGUACUACUGGGAUGAUAGUCUAAAUUUAUUGGACAAUGUUGACAAUCCAAUAUUCUUCAGAAAUGUUUCAAAUUGCAUUAAGCACAUUCUAAAGAAAUUUCAGAGGAGUCUAGAAGAUGAUUCUGUUGAUCCAAUGGUUUACUUUGGAUGCCGAAAAAGUCUCCGUUAUUUUCCUGAAUGUGGGAUGGACAGAUCCAACUCUUGGCCUGUAGGCCAAGAGGAUAGGAUUCCUCAGGAAAACACAGCAGACGAAAGUUGUCACAUCUCAUGAAGACUGUUCAUGAAUGCCAAUAAUUAUUGGCGAUGAAACCCAGCCAGCGAAUUUCAUCAAAACUUUGACAUUAUUGCAUGCAUGUGUAUGUUUUUUGACAUCAGAUCAUUGACAAAAUACUGAUAUAAACUUAUCAUUAUUACAAUUAUACUACAUAUUGUGUGUAGUUAUUGUGUUUUACAAAUAAAUUUUUAAAUUUUUUAUCAAUUUAAAUAAAUAAAGUAUCAACUUUUUCAAAAA
Messenger RNA from Frankliniella occidentalis (western flower thrips), 2017 nucleotides. Its product is annotated as cyclic GMP-AMP synthase-like receptor. Lineage: Eukaryota; Metazoa; Arthropoda; Insecta; Thysanoptera; Thripidae. The coding region runs from base 122 to 1777 and encodes 551 amino acids. The record is from RefSeq and is a predicted model, not a curated record. The transcript is spliced from 13 exons.